Botrytis deweyae is the source of this 905-nucleotide messenger RNA. RefSeq lists its product as uncharacterized. Bases 456 to 905 code for a protein of 149 amino acids. NCBI's taxonomy places the organism in Eukaryota, Fungi, Ascomycota, Leotiomycetes, Helotiales, Sclerotiniaceae. The transcript has 2 exons. The record is from RefSeq and is a predicted model, not a curated record.
GAUAUGGAUUGAUCUCCUAGGUAGGUCAGAAACGUAGAGAUUCUGGAAAUUCUUGGGGUGUUCGCCCGAACAUAUUAUUGGCUGAAGCCACAACAAACAGGAUCAUAACACUGAACAGGUGAAGAAUUUGAGGGAUUAGGCAAUGUAUACUCUGACCCGAGUAGCACAGAUCCUAUAGGUUGUAGUUUAGACUGCAUGAGAGCAAUAGAUCUGGAACAUCUACGUCAAAUGUCAGUUUUGAGGCUUGCCAGAUAUGUUGUCUUUUCUCAAAAGAGUGGAAUACGGGUGCGUUAUGCUCCGAGACUAUCACGCCCGAACACAACUACCAAGUAUUGUAUAUAGCUGUCCCCUCCACUCCUAUAUCUACACAUCUUUACCGUUCUUCGAUCUCUUCUUCUUUCCCAAUUCAAAUCCAAAGACCUUGGUUGCGACUUGCACUAGGUAGUUAUAGGACAAUGGCUCCCGUGAAGAUUAAAGGGCAAGGCGAGGCCCGAGAAAGGCCUGAACAUACUUCAAGGGAUUAUUUCUCGAGAGCCACUACCGAACCUCAUAUAUCUUCUGACAGUGUGGUGGUCGAACCUGCGACGUUAUCACAAGACCAGCUUUCGUUCACGAAUGCCUCCAUAUCUGGCGAGCGUGUACACCCUUCCUCAUAUCAGAGUUCUCACCACUUGAUUCAUCAAUGCUCUCAGGAUAGGCAGCAUGAUCUCCAAGGGAUCGGUGCGCAAUUUGGGACGUCUUUGGACGAUUUCCGCCAGACACUUUCGGCGGAUAUCCCACCAUUUCUAGACCUCACAAGCUAUUGUCCAUAUCACUCUCAGCUACUGCUAUCUGAUUUGCAAGGCGAGGGUACUUCUGCAUUAAAACAAGCAAAGGAUGCAGCCACCUACCAAUCAGAUGAUUGA